This is a messenger RNA of Hyaloscypha bicolor E, 975 nucleotides long. RefSeq names its product mitochondrial porin-like protein. Gene Ontology annotation, cellular component: mitochondrial outer membrane. Gene Ontology annotation, biological process: monoatomic anion transmembrane transport. Gene Ontology annotation, molecular function: voltage-gated monoatomic anion channel activity. The record is from RefSeq and is a predicted model, not a curated record. Lineage: Eukaryota; Fungi; Ascomycota; Leotiomycetes; Helotiales; Hyaloscyphaceae. The transcript is spliced from 5 exons. The coding region runs from base 1 to 975 and encodes 324 amino acids.
AUGUCCAUCCCAGCGUUCUCAGAUAUCGCAAAAUCCUCAAACGACUUGCUGAGCAAGGACUUCUACCACCUGUCUGCAGCAGCUAUCGAGCUCAAGAACACCACCCCCAACAAUGUUGCCUUCAAGGUGACUGGCAAGAGCACACACGACAGCGCAACAAGCGGUUUGCUGGAGGGCAAAUACACGGACAAAUCUUCCGGUAUAUAUUUCAAGCGAUUUACAAUCCAUUCGGAUUUCCCCUCUGGCUCUUAUAGUCCCAUCGAUUUCUUGCUGGACUAUAGUCAAGGACAAGCACAUUUACUAAUGUUCUAUCGCCGCGCAGGCACAACAAUCACUCAAUCAUGGAACACUGCCAACGUUCUUGAUACCAAGCUUGAGCUCAAUGACACUAUUGCCAAGGGUCUGAAGGCCGAGUUCUUGGGCAACUUCCUGCCUGCCACCAAGGCCUAUGGCGCAAAGGCAAACUUCCACUUCAAGCAGCCCAACUUCCACGCCCGUGCUUUCUUCGAUAUCAUCAAGGGCCCUACCGCCAACGUCGAUGUUGUUAUUGGUCAGGAUGGUUUCUUGCUCGGUGGAUCUAUGGGCUAUGAUGUCGCGAAGGCAGCGCUUACCAGCCACUCUCUUGCUGUUGGAUACUCGGUUCCUGCAUACACUGCAUCUAUCACUGCGACCAACAACUUGAGCGUCUUCUCUGCUGCAUACUACCACAAGGUCAACGCGCAGGUCGAGGCUGGUGCGAAGUCUACCUGGGACUCGAAGGCCGGUAGCCAGGUCGGUCUUGAGGUUGCCGCCAAGUACAGACUGGACCCUGUUUCAUUCGCCAAGGUCAAGAUCAACGACCGCGGUGUCGCAGCCGUCGCCUACAACGUUCUCCUCCGCCCCGGUGUGACCCUCGGCCUUGGCGCCUCCUUUGAUACCCAGAAGCUCGACCAAGCUACCCACAAGGUCGGCACCUCCUUCACCUUCGAAGCAUAG